AUGGACUACACAAAAAGUCAGUCGAACUACAACAAUUUCGCAUAUGAUCUCUUGGAGACGUCAGUAUCUCCAAUCGGUGAUUACCUAUCCUCUCCAUUGAGUGCAUUCCUAUUGCUUACAACACUUUUUGGUUCUGGAGGAGUUAAAGGUAAUACACAAGUACAGAUUGGUGAUGUAUUGGGAAUUGAUAAUGUUAAAGGAAAACAGAAAAUUGCUACACAAUUGUUUACAUCAUUAUAUCAUAAUUUAACUGAAGAAAAUGUGAAUGAGAUAAAUAUGAUUAAAAUAGGAAAUGCAGUAUUCCUUAAAGAUGGCGCUAAAAUUAAAUCAACCUUUUCAACUAAAUUAAUAAAACAAUUCGACAGUAACGUUUUCAAUGUGGAUUUUACUUUGCAAGAAGAUGCUAAACGGACUAUCAACGGAUGGGUCAGUAACAAAACAAACAAACUGAUCCCAGAAUUUUUAAAACAGUCAUUAUCCAAACAGACCAUUCUCGCUUUGGUCAAUACGUUGUACUUCAAAGGCAGAUGGAAAAAACCGUUUUCUAAGCGUUCCACUGCUGAUCGAGAUUUCAAGCCUGCAAAUCAACCAGUCAUCAAAGUACCAAUGAUGUACAUCACCGAGACGAUGGAUUAUGGGAAAUUUCCACAUUUCAGAGUUCAUAUGAUUAGUAAACAAUUCUCGAACCCACGAUUCACGUUUGUUGUCAUCUUACCAAUUGAAACAGGGAAUAUUGAAUUUGCUGAAGAAGUUCUACGCGGCUACGUUCAACUACCAAUCCUAAUGAAGCAACUUCAACCGACAGAAAUCUCUUUGGAUUACCAAGAUUCAAAUUAG
Heterobilharzia americana is the source of this 837-nucleotide messenger RNA. The record is from the annotation of a GenBank genome assembly. Lineage: Eukaryota; Metazoa; Platyhelminthes; Trematoda; Strigeidida; Schistosomatidae.